Molecule: messenger RNA, 939 nt
Organism: Alternaria atra
Lineage: Eukaryota; Fungi; Ascomycota; Dothideomycetes; Pleosporales; Pleosporaceae
Exons: 3
Coding region: 1-939 (312 amino acids)
Source: RefSeq, a predicted model, not a curated record
AUGGCUGAAGUGUUGGCUGUCUUCGCUGCGAUCCAAGCUACCACUCAACUCGUGGAGCAAGCCUUCCGAAUUGUUGAUCGGCUCCGCAAGGCGCAUAGUCGCCAGAAAGCUCUUGCUGAUGUCUUGAAUCGACACCGUGGCGAACUAGAGAGUAUCAAGGCCAUCAUCGGUAUCAUAGACGAUGAGGAAGAUCUGCAAAUCCCGACUGUCGCUACAGAGCUAGUCCGACUGCAAGGCGUUCAAAACAAGCUGGCUGCAUUGCUUGAGACCCUGGAUCCGAAGAUGACAAGCAAAAUGAACCAGAUUGCACGCCAGCUCGUGUAUGGCUCCGCAGAUGAGAAGAAGCUGAGUGCCAUCAUGGAUGAGCUAGUCCAAGUGAAGACCAUGCUUGUAUUGCGGAUCCAAGUCGCCCACGUUGGAGUGAUACGCACCAUAGGGAAAGAAGCCGUGGUCAAUGCGGAAGCUAUACAGCGAAUCGAUGAGUAUCUGAGGGAACACGUCCAUAACUGUGAGGGCCUCCGGAUUGCGAGAUUACUGAAAGGUCGACGUCCGUCAAAUGAUGGCACUGUGCCGUUGACCCUUGCGGACCUUAAAGCUCUCAACAACGAAGGCAAUGGCGAGGGCGAAGAUAGCGGAGACGAGACGCUCGUUGAUGAUUCUGAGACGUCGCCACGAGAUUUCCCGGUCAGGACCGAGCGCAUCAUCACACGCAACGUAGUGCGCAAUCAGGCUCUUCAGAUCAAUGCUGCGCUCGAAAAGGACAUGUGGAAAGACGUGAAUCGUCUCAAGAUCCAGGAUAAUUUAGCUGAGGACCAGAGUCUGCAGGUCAACUACGCCAUCUCACAAGAGAUACUAUCCAUGUUUCUCGAGCGACAGGAUAAGAACAUAGCAGCGCCGCAACAAAAACAAGUAAGCGCGCGCGUCAAGAGCGCGUCGUAA